Molecule: messenger RNA, 489 nt
Organism: Arctia plantaginis
Lineage: Eukaryota; Metazoa; Arthropoda; Insecta; Lepidoptera; Erebidae
Source: the annotation of a GenBank genome assembly
AUGAUUAGCGUAGUUGCAUCAGAUUUGGCCUUAAUUUUCAAUAGGUGCAUUGAAUGUGGUGUAUUUCCUGAUUUGAUGAAACAUAGUAAGAUCAUUCCCUUAUUCAAGGCGGGUAGCACGUCUGAUCCUACAAAUUAUAGACCAAUUUCAGUGUUGCCUACUUUCAGUAAAAUUUUUGAGAAGAUUAUACUGGAUCAGCUACAAACCCACUUUAGUGCAAGCAAAAUUCUACACAGGAAACAGUUUGGAUUCAGAAGAGGUCGCUCGACAAGUGAUGCCGGUGUUGAACUUUUGGAAAAUAUAUUUAGUGCCUGGGAGGAUAAACAGGAUGCCCUGGGUGUUUUUUUUUAUUUAUCUCAAGCAUUCGACUGCGUUUUCCAUGAAACAUUAAUCAGGAAAUUGCAUUACUAUGGAAUUAGAAACACUGCUUUGGAUCUUCUUAUCUCUUAUUUGGGUAAAAGGAUCCAGAGAGUGGAAGUUAAUGGAUAG